Molecule: messenger RNA, 483 nt
Organism: Ogataea polymorpha
Lineage: Eukaryota; Fungi; Ascomycota; Pichiomycetes; Pichiales; Pichiaceae
Exons: 1
Biological process (GO): protein import into nucleus; ribosomal large subunit biogenesis
Source: RefSeq, a predicted model, not a curated record
AUGGGUAAGCUCAAGAAGAGGUCCAGAAGUGCCAAACUGGCUGCUCAACGCAAGCCCGGGGCUUCCAAGGACGACAAGGAGUUUCAGAAAAUUGCGCCGUUGUUAGAUAAGUUGAAGUCGGAUGCCGUGAACGACCGUUCCAUGGCUGUCGGGGCCAUAAAUACCUUGUGCGAUACUGACCCAGAGAUUCGCAAAUUGUUCUUGAAAAAUGACCUUGUUCGCACGGUAUUGACCAGACUUGUGCACGACUCUAGUGAUGAGGUGGUUGUGGAAUCGUUUGGACUUUUGCGUAACCUGAUCAUUGAGGAAGGGUAUGAUUUGAGCGUCUUUUUAUGGAGAUCGGACAUUUGGACGGUUCUCAAGGACGCUUUCAAAAAAGCGAGCGUUUCCAUCGAGCAUGUAAAGGAUGACAAAGUUUCGGCGGAACAGCGCGGCCUGCUGUUCGACUACAUUGAGAAUAUAAUAGCUUGUCUGGGGUCUCUU